CGCGUUUUAGAAUGAUCAUUUCUUUUACAACAUAAAAUCAAAAAAAGCUAGAAAUGAACGAUACGAGUCAAUACGAACUUUAUGAUCCACCAACUGACGGCAUCACACAAGUUUGUUUCAGUCCAUAUGAUAACAACCUGUUAUUAGUUUCUUCGUGGGACAAGUCUCUAAGAUUAUACAAUGCCGACACAAAACAAUUACUCGAAAAGUUUGAGACCGAGGCAGCUAUCUUGUCUUGCUGUUUUGGCGAUGAUGAUAUGGUUUACUUUGGUGGUUUACACUGCCGUCUUCAAUCAAUUAAUUUAAAGACAAAACAACGAAGCACUAUCGGUCCGCAUGCUCAACCCAUUAGCUGUGUUUGUUAUAGCCCACUUACAAAAAGGGUUUAUACAGGAUCUUGGGACAAAACCCUUUGCGCAUGGAAUCCAAUGGCAGGCAAAUUGGACACAAAAACGGAAUUGGGACAAAAAGUAUUCAGCAUGGACAUCAAUGAGUAUAAAUUAGCUAUAGCUUUGGGAGACCGCAAAACCUUGAUUUACGACAUUAGAGAUCUGUCAAAACCUUGGCAAGAAAGAGACACAUCGUUGCGCUACUUGUUAAAGUGUAUCCGACUCAUGCCUAAUGGUGAGGGUUAUGCUCUGUCUUCAAUCGAAGGUCGAGUUGCAAUAGAGUAUUUCGAUAUGUCCAAAGAGGUUCAGUCAAAAAAGUAUGCCUUCAAGUCACAUAGAUCCGUGAUUCAAGAUACAGAAGUCGUAUACCCUGUGAAUUCUUUGGCUUUUCACCCAAGACGUGGUACAUUUGCUACAGGAGGUUCUGACUGUGUUAUAAACAUUUGGGAUGGUGUUCAUAGAAAACGUAUAAGAAAUAUCGUUGGUUAUCCCGAGGAAAUUGCAAGUUUAGCGUUCAGUAAAAAUGGUGAUAUGUUGGCUAUUGCAUGUAGUUAUACCUUUGAUGAAGGCGAACGAGACCAUGCUCCCGAUACUGUAUUUAUUAAACGAAUUCAAGAUAGUGAUGUUGCACCUCGUGUCGUUGCUAGCUCAUAAUUUUUUUUCUUUCUGUUUCCUUUAACAUACAUAAAGAGUGAUGUGGUCCACAUCUGUUGGGAAUAUAUGGUUCCAAGUGCUUGUUUAAAAACGAGGCUUCAAGGUACAUACAACUGAUCCUCGUUCAAUCUUCGUAUUAGUUCUUCAUAUAACUGCAUCAUUUUACUUUUCCAUUCGAGGAUAUGUAUUUGAUGAUGCAAGU
Molecule: messenger RNA, 1245 nt
Organism: Mucor mucedo
Lineage: Eukaryota; Fungi; Mucoromycota; Mucoromycetes; Mucorales; Mucoraceae
Product: WD40-repeat-containing domain protein
Exons: 5
Coding region: 54-1043 (329 amino acids)
Biological process (GO): mitotic spindle assembly checkpoint signaling
Cellular component (GO): bub1-bub3 complex; mitotic checkpoint complex; kinetochore
Molecular function (GO): ubiquitin binding
Source: RefSeq, a predicted model, not a curated record